AUGAUGGUCGCUCAAACUGGAGUUCAACCGCCGCAGCCUCGGGUGGAAGUGAAAGCCACGAUGAGGCUAUGGAGCCUUGGGGAAGCCAUCGAUGGAGCGAUGGCAGAGACGACAGGCAUCGCGUACACGACCAUGGAGGAUUCCGAGGAGCUCCCUGGGCAGAUGGUCACCGGGACGAUGGCAGAGACCACCGGCAUCACGUACACGACCGUGGAGGAUUCCAAGGCGCUCCCUGGGCAGAUGGUCGAGAUAGUACCUCUAGGUUACAUGAUCAGGGUGAUCUUCAUCGUUGGUCGGAUUCCUCUGGGGGUGGUUCAGAUUCCGGGCUACGUUCUGAAGGAUGGCAAAGCUACAAUGGGUGGCAGCAAGAUCAUGCUUCACAGUCUGGGUGGGGCACGUGGCAGGGCUUUGAGGACUCAGAGGACCUGGGCAACUCAGCGCGUUCGCAAGGCUUGGAUAGCUGCUGAAGAAUUGUCGGUAGCACGUCUAAGCACCAACGAGGGCCUCGCCUACUACACCAGCUGGAUAUCUGCAAGAUUCUUAGACCUCGAAGGCAAACGGUACGAGAAUAUAAUUCUGAAUAUGAUCGUCUGCAUGGCCGAUUGCGCGAAGUGGGGUGUUCGCUACCUGAAGAGUGUGCGGCUUGGCUUUACAUCGACCGCCUACAGCUCGAUGAAUCGCAAGAACUCAACCUGCUUGCGAGUGCUGGAAACCGCUACAACCUCCACCACCUCCAACAUGACGAACUUCGCCCACAUGACGGACCACACCGCCGAGACGGACGAGGAGGACCCGUUUGAAGGCGAGGACGCGGUACCCGAGGACGUCGCCGAGGCCUUCAUGACGUACCAGUCGGCAAAGGAGCGCUACAGAAAUCAGCAGAGGAGCCGGGGAAUGACCGGAGGCAGCAGUGGUGGCGACAAGGCACCCAAGGGCGAUGGCCAACCUGGAGAUCGCAAGCCGGGCGAACACCGGGAUGCUGAUAGGGAGACCAAGUUGAAGGCUAUGAAGGCCCGAAGCUUCUGUGGAGGCUGUGGGAGAAAAGGGCACUGGCACAAGGACGAUGUUUGCCCGCUCAACCGCGGCGGGGACCACGCGAAGGGCGAGGCCAGUGCGAAUGUGGCGAUGACUACGGUUCUCCCGGCGGACGUCUUUGCGUUGAAGCACGUGCCGAACAGCUUGUUGGGCGUGGCGGACACCGCGUGCGCCAGGACGGUGGCCGGGACGCAAUGGCUCCAGUCCUACUCCAACCUUUUGGCUGAGAUUGGGACGAGGCCGGUCCUCCAAAAGGAGUGUGAGGCUUACAGGUUCGGCACGGGCAAGGUGCACUACUCCUCGUUCUACGUUGUGGUGACCUUCAGGCUCGGCGGCUACAACAUCCAGGUACGGACGUCCAUCAUCACGGGCGACAUUCCGUUGCUCUUGAGCAAGACCGUUUUAGGAAAGCUGGGGAUGAUCUACGAUGUUGAGAAUGGGAAGGCGGAUUUCAGAGCCAUCAAUCUCAAGGACUACGCGUUGACGACUACCUCGUCGGGCCACCCGGCAAUCCCCAUCGUACCGGUCAGUCUCCCAGCUGACAAAAUGUCAGACUUGCAGAUCGAAGACCUCAGACUGCAGACCGCUGAGCAAUACAUGUCCGUUUGUGCAGUAGCUCACCAAGGCCCCCAAGUCCCAAAGUACUUCGGUAUCUUCUACGAGAAGAAACUGGACCCGAGCACCCGUAUCAUGCUGAGUGAGGACCGUUUGCAGCGAGAUGUGUUUGUUGCAUGGUGGGAGAAGGCAAACUUUGAUCGAGAUUUUUGGGUUGAGACUCCGAACACGUGGGUGAGGGUGCACAUGGUUCCAAGGAGGGCACUGUUUAAUCCUUCUACCUGGCGUACCGGUUCAACUGUUCAGCGGGACAUGCUCACAGCUUCAAUCGGCAGUGUGCGUUCUACCGAGGGUGUGUGUUGCAAAAGUGGAAGCUGGCUAGAAGAUGUCGUAGAUCAGUGGGAGUUUGGCCAAGUCGUGCAACCAUCACAUCCGUUGCUUUGGGUCGGCAGAACGGUGUUCUACAAGGCACCAGCCCCAGGCCCCGAUCUUCGCGCUCCCGAUCACGGGCAUGGACUCCGAGCGAUGCCCGCAUUCCUCGGUGCCGGUGAGCCGCGUGACGAAGCCUCAACUACUGGCCGAAGCAGUGCGAGUGGGCGCAACAGUGCACCACUCUUGGACGGUCCCCGAACUCCGUGCCACGAUCAGGGACCACGUCGACACCUUCAUGGAGAAGUCUGCGAGCCAGAAAAUGAAGGGACUCAGUUCGCUGAAGCACGGCGAGCUGGUGGCAAAGGCGAAGGAGAUGGGCGUGGAUGUGCCGGACCGCGUGACCAAAGGGAACCUACUGAGGUUGGUGCGGACCGCAGUGGGGACUACCGGCGACACCGUGAUGACCAUAGGACGAUGGAAGGGCUGCUUGUACCGGGAGAUUCCCCAGUCCUACGCUCAGUGGGCCCUCGAAGAGACAACGCGGUCGGACAAUUCGUCCCCAGAGCUGAUCAUGUUCGCGAGAUGGUGGGAGACACAGAUGCUUGCGAAGGCGAACAAGACCGAGAUCAAGGACGAGGAGAGCGAGUUCGAGGAGACAGCCCAGAACUUCCGGACCUCGACGCCAUCGAGGGGAUCAGCGAGCGAGAACCCAGUGAACAUCCGCCGCACUUCAACGCCAUCGAGGGGGUCAGCAAGCGAGAACUCGGUGAACAUCCACCGCACUCCAACGUCAUCGAGGGGGUCAUGGGACGAAGUGAGUCUAUCCCACACCAAGGGGUACACGAGUCACGGGGGCAAAGGGAAUACCACCCAGAGACCCUUGCCGAGAUCCAAGCUUUGGAGACCAAGCUGGCCCUGCUGAAGGACAAGGCGCGGAGCACGAAUGUGUGA
Molecule: messenger RNA, 2913 nt
Organism: Symbiodinium necroappetens
Lineage: Eukaryota; Dinophyceae; Suessiales; Symbiodiniaceae
Source: the annotation of a GenBank genome assembly